AUGAUAGAUGCACAAGCAUCAAAUAAUAAUAAUUUUAAAAUUAAAGGGUACUCUGGUAUUUCUUUUUUAUAUUCAAAUUGGACAUAUUCAUUUUUAUUGGUAGUUCAAUUAGUUGCGUUAGGAUUUUUUCUACAAGGUUUAAUUAUAUAUUUUCAAUAUGACAAAUCAAAUGAUUGGAGAGUAGGUCUUUUAUGGGCUGGUGCUAUCAUUGCCACUGUAUCUUGUAUUUUUAUUUCAAUUUCAACUUUUGCAAAUAAUCAAACGUUUUUUAAAAUUGGGUUAUUCUUUGUUGGAAUAACACUUAUAAUUACAUUAUUGGAUAUAGGGUUAUUGGUAUCAACAAAGAAUAGUAAUAUAGGUGAUUUACAAUAUUGCAGUAAAGAAAAAUCGAUUGAACCAUCUACAUGUGUUAAAUUAUGGGGUCAACAAUUUUGUGGUAAUUACAUAAUUCUACAAUGUGCUCAACUCUCAAGAGGUUUUAAAAAACUAUUAUUGAGUCAAGCUGCAGUUUCUUUAGUUCAAGCAUUUUAUAUUGGUCUAUCGCUUUUAAAACUAUUUAGACAAACAAAACGUAAAUCAAGUUCAUCAUAUCGUCCAUUAAUAGAUUUACAAAGAAAAUCAAAUGCUGAUUUAGCUCAAAAUGUAGUUCAAUUAAAGAAUUUUUCAAUUGAAAAGAAUUAUUUAGAAGUUUCAAUUAAAAGUUUAGAAAUUACCAUUAAAACAAUGGGUAGAGUUAGAACAAUCUUUGAAAAUACUCGUCUCUUUUGGUUACAAAUUAAAGCUCAAUGUGAUUCAUUAUCUGAUGUUAGUAAUAUUAAAGAUCUCGCUGAAGUUGCUGAACUUAGUGUUAUAUAUCAAACUGAUUUCACCAAUCAAAUUAAAUAA
Dictyostelium discoideum AX4 is the source of this 885-nucleotide messenger RNA. RefSeq lists its product as hypothetical. The coding region runs from base 1 to 885 and encodes 294 amino acids. The transcript is spliced from 3 exons. NCBI's taxonomy places the organism in Eukaryota, Evosea, Eumycetozoa, Dictyosteliales, Dictyosteliaceae. The record is from RefSeq and is a predicted model, not a curated record.